UGAAUCGAGUCUAGAAAAUAGGGCAAGGCUAAGAGCAUACAGUGAUCCCUCCACUUACAAUGGCCUCAACAUACAAUAGUUUCAACAUACAAUUGUCUUUUCUGGACCAUUGCAACUAUAAACCAGACUCAACAUACAAUGUACAGACAGUCCAGAUCUGUGAAACAUCUCAAUGGCUGGAAGAACCGACCAAUCAGAAUGGACAAUUUACUGAAUAGGACAAUGGCUAAAGAGGUUUCUUUUCAAGACAUGAGAUCCAACAAUGAGUCUUUAAGGUGGAAACAGCGAGAUAUGUCCCAAACUCGGUUCUUCAAGGUGGCCUGCAGGACAUUUGGUCCUCCAAAGUCAAGGUCACGCCGAAUCAUUGCUCCUUCCAUGGAAAAAUUAAUAACUGAUAAAACGAAAGAGGAGACCUCUGUGACAUCCACGAAUAUCUUCAGAUCACAAGCUGAUUGGUCGAGAGGAACAGGAGAGCCCGGUCAUGCCGGGAGAAGUAUUUCAGAACAGAUUUUGGAAAGGCAGAAUUUAAGGAUUCAGCUGGACAAUAUGGGGGAUGUAGGAAAGUGGCUGCAAGGCAAACCAGAGUUGACAAAUCUAGAGAGACGUGUACAGACCAAGAUGGAAGAGAGACGGACUGAAAGCCAGCUGUCCAGAGAGAAUACCCAAAAUAUGGAUGAAGAAUACAGUGUAUCAAAGAGUGCAAAACACCGUGUGAUCAACCCCUCCAUCCAGCAACCAAGCCCUGAAGCCCUGGCUAUUCUGGAUUAUUACUUGCACCAAAAGCGAAUUCGCCUUGUAGACAUUUAUAACCAGACAAACAAAAGCAAAAAGAAAGAAAUCUCCAGUCAGGACCUGAAGUCUGUGAGGAAAGAGGCUAACUUACCUAUCAGCGACUUGCAGUUUGAUGAUCUGGUCGUCUCACUCAGCAACAAAUAUCCAAAUAGCAUAAAUUACAAGGAGCUUUCAAAUGGACGGCAUUUAUGGUGGAAGAAGACCAUGCACGAGCGGAAGAAAGGGAUCUCAGUUGACCCAGCUGCUGUAAAAUGCUUUUUGCCACCAAGUGAUGCCCAACAUGAGCCUUCUACUUCUGGAACUCCUGAUAGCCUGAAGGAUUACAAAUGGAGAUCACAUCAAGUCAGCAGUCUACAAAGUGAGAGCAGCAAGUCACAGUUCUUACAGGUGCCCCUGGUCAGUAUGGACGAGAUGAGACCCCUCAGCUAUGAGGACAUGGAGGAGAUUGGAAAGAAUUACAGGGAAAGGAGACGAAGAGCACAGAGCAACACCCGGCUAUUAGAAUGGCUGGAGCAGUGCCGUCUGGUGCGUACUGGUAAUGCGACUGUAGAUGCCCACUCUUUGCCCUCUACCCUGGGAGAGGAGGCAGCUGAGCUGGUGGAGCAGUUCAGAAGACAAGGCCUUCAGCAAUACCACAAGAUCUUAAAACUGUGCAAGACCUAUGGGGUCCCCCUCACUGAGAAGCUGCUAGAACAAGCUUUAUUAUAUCCUGGGGACAAGUUGGUUUGUGAAUCUAAAGAACAUCUGCAGCUCCGUCAGCCCGGGACAGGACUGAGGUCCAAAUAUUCUAUCAAGGGGGAAAAUAAUGGGGCGACAUCUUCUCUAGAGAGAGAAAGAAGGGACAAGAAAUUGAGGAAUUCUUCUGAGACUUGCAGCAGUGGCCCAUAUCCUCCAGAGAAAUAUGUCAAAUGGGUCAAGAGAAAAGUAAGAGGCAAAAAGAAUGCCAGGAUGGAAACACUGAAAUGCUGGACAACAUUUGAGCAAUUUGAAGAAAUGAGUCGAAACCUAAGGCACCGAUUUCCUCACUGCUUCUAUACGUCUGAUGACAACAUGUUUUGGCCAGGGCAGAUUCUGGAGAAACUUUGUAUCUAUCUUCCAAAAUUAUCUGUGACAUCUAAAAGUUGAUUCACAUCAGUGUAACAUGCAUAUUGUGAUAAAAUGGAUUUUCU
Molecule: messenger RNA, 1961 nt
Organism: Hyla sarda
Lineage: Eukaryota; Metazoa; Chordata; Amphibia; Anura; Hylidae
Gene: EFCAB12
Product: EF-hand calcium binding domain 12
Exons: 9
Coding region: 139-1917 (592 amino acids)
Source: RefSeq, a predicted model, not a curated record